This is a messenger RNA of Owenia fusiformis, 999 nucleotides long. NCBI's taxonomy places the organism in Eukaryota, Metazoa, Annelida, Polychaeta, Sabellida, Oweniidae. The record is from the annotation of a GenBank genome assembly.
AAAGUGGACAAAGAUAAUGACAUGACAGAAAUGGAUGAUCCAGAAGAAGGGUACUAUGCAUACAAUGAUUUCAAAAAGGGUCUAACAAUGAUGAAAGUUGUUGAUGAUGACAGCUAUGUGUGCUACCUGAACCCCCUCAGUAGAAGUGCCCUUACUCCUGAGGCAAUGGAGAGCUAUAUGGAACACCACCCUGGAGGAGAUGGUUUGAUGUCACAUGAUAGAGAUGCUGAUCUUCCAAAAUAUAUCCCAGCUGAGGAGCCAAUCAGUGAUCGCAGAUUUUUAAGCCAACAUUUUCGAGAAGCUUGUGAGGGAUUCCCCAUGCGUUGGCUUAUUCCUGCUCCAGAACAAAAAGAGGAGAGACAAAAUGAGGACACAAAGGUCGAUUCUAGUGAUGUUAUAGAAAGACAAAAGAGAGAUGAAGAAAAGCCAUGUUGUUGUUGUCUCAUUUGCUUUUGGUGUCUGGGGUAGAUGUUCACUCCUAAACCUGGCAAGAGUGACAUAAUGUUCUCUGGUAAUAUUCUUUAGUAUUGACUGGUGUGAAAAAUAUUAACACUUUUGUGAUUGUGAACUUCCAUGGACCUGAGAGGCAAGGUGAAUAAUCAUUAUGACUGACUGACUCGCAUUUGAUUGAAAUAAACAACAAACAUUUAGUGACAACAAAUUGUCAAAUAAAAUAGUUCAAUCAUAUGUGUCUUAAUUUCUGAGGACAAAUGAGGUAAAUAUAACCUGUGUUUAGUAGAAUGAAUUAAAAAUGAAGUUUUAGGUGAAUGUAAUUGAUGAAAAUGGAAGCGCUUUGGCAUGCUAUCAUAUUAUAUGUUUUUUUUAAAUUCAUGAGUAUCAUUCAUGCAUUUAUGUAAUAUAGUGAAAUGCAUUUGUAUUUUUAGACAAAGGAUAUCUUUUUUAUCUUUAUCUAUGUGUCAAAUGUAUUUUGAAGACAUGAUACUCAUAUUUGGCUUUUGCCUUUAUUUAGUGUAGAAGUGAUGUAACUUUUAGCUCUCU